AUGGACCAAAUCAGUCAACUGAGGACAGAACGAUUUCAUCAAUCCGUGCCGGUUUUGGAUACCGAACAAUGUUCGGAAGUUGGGUAUAGGGCGAAAAGGACGACAAAAUGGAGGAGGCGAGGCGAUGCAGCCAUGAUACAUACGAUAUCCGUAUUUUAUGCGAAAAUUCUGGUCAUUUUGGGAAUAGCAUUGCCAGUAACGGACGCUAUAGCCACUUCCAACCACGACACUUUUGAUGGUUUUUAUGUCUACUUGUAUGUGGGAAGCAUUCUAUUUUUGCUGUACAUGUAUGUAAUUCAAGUGAAAGAAAAAUCUAUUCAAGAAAGAUGGUUGUACACUGCAUAUCAAGAGGGAUCUAACGAGCCCAAUGAGGGACAGCGUCUGAAACGGAAUUCGCAUGUUCGUUAUGGUAGUUUUUACUUUAGGAUGGGAGUAACAGGUUUCGGUAUUGGUUCUGUAAUUUAUUCCGCUUUGCAGUUUGGCGAAUAUUGGGAGCUAUCAUCGGAAGGGGAUUGCGAUAAUUUGCUGAAAGCAAUUAAACCCAUGUUAAGGAUCGUUUUUGUAUUAAUGGAAAUGUUAUUCAUAUUUUCGCAUACAAAUUUUUUAGGAGUUAUGAGAAGCAAAUUUAUCGCGAACUUCGGCCUGAUGCACAUGAUAGCGACCAACCUCUGCGAAUGGUUCUACGUGUUGGUGCUAGACACCAAAGGAGACAUCUACAGGUCAGCGCAAAAGAGACAACAGAUCGCAGCCAGGGACAACCAGACCCUGUCCACGGGCGACUUCCAGUUCAUAAAUUCCAACAGUUUCCUCAUAACGAAGAACUUCUACGAGCACAAGUCCAAUUGCAUGCAAUCCAAUAUAAUGGAGCCGAUUUUGACCAAAGUUCAGGGAUUUCUGUCGCCCUGCACGGUCGAGUACAGCCUGCUGUGCGCCGUGAUUUUGGCGCUUAUGUGGAAGAAUAACUGUGCAAAUGACGGCGAGAGAGAAGCAACUCAAGACCUUUCAACAGAAAUAUCAGGACAAAGUGGUUGUAAUGUAAUUUACGGUAGAAGUCACAGUCAAUUUUCCGUCGAUUGCGCCCAAGCCCAUAAAGGACUCUUCAGCGGGAUCCUGGCGCUCGCCGUAACAAUCAUCAGUUUAAUAAUGUUUUUUGAGCUCGUCGGCUACAAAGAAUUCAAAGACGCCACGGUUUUCCAAGUCAACGUAUGGGAGGCCAUAUUAUUUUGGACAGCAACAAUCGCUGCCGUAUCCUGCAUGGCAGCCUUGAGGGACAUUAGCUUUGUAAAAGAAAAACGGGGAUUAGAAUUGGAACAUCUGCUUCUUUUGGUAACGCAAUCUGGACUUUUCAUGUACUUUCUAUUUCAAAUAAUUGGGGGCUUUCUCAUGGGGACCAAGAAGGGAAAAGGUGGAAUAAUGAGAAUAAUUACGCCUUUGUCGGCUCUGAUCCAGAGUUGUUGCCAGACUGUUUUGGUUUUUGAUGCCUGGCGGAGACGAUGUCGCACGGAAACCCAAAUGCGUAAGAAACCAGGGAGGCAACUAAUUACUUUUUUGCUUGUUAUAAACAUAUGUUUAUGGAUUGUGAACAGACUUAAAAAUAAUCGAUCGGUCUCCCACCCGAACCAGAUGGACUUUUACGGCAUAUUGUCCUGGAAUAUAAUCACUCACGUGUCGAUGCCACUGGUGGUCUCUUACCGAUUUCAGUCGACAGUCUGUUUUUACGAAAUAUGGAAACACGUGUACAAAAUGCGACCGGUUAAAGGGGAGUUAAGCGACUGUGAGGAUGAUCAGUAAUCCGGAAUAUAUUCCGGUAAAAGCUGAUUCGAUUGUGUGACAUCAGCAGUCUCAUCUCACGUGCAUGGACCUUCUAUAGCGAAAGUAACAAAUACAUUUUAUUAAAAACUUGAAAUGAUUUAAAAAUAUAUGUAAAA
Messenger RNA from Anoplophora glabripennis (Asian longhorned beetle), 1928 nucleotides. RefSeq lists its product as uncharacterized. Gene Ontology annotation, molecular function: proton channel activity. NCBI's taxonomy places the organism in Eukaryota, Metazoa, Arthropoda, Insecta, Coleoptera, Cerambycidae. The coding region runs from base 1 to 1791 and encodes 596 amino acids. Gene Ontology annotation, cellular component: membrane. The transcript has 11 exons. The record is from RefSeq and is a predicted model, not a curated record. Gene Ontology annotation, biological process: proton transmembrane transport.